This is a messenger RNA of Astrephomene gubernaculifera, 673 nucleotides long. NCBI's taxonomy places the organism in Eukaryota, Viridiplantae, Chlorophyta, Chlorophyceae, Chlamydomonadales, Astrephomenaceae. The record is from the annotation of a GenBank genome assembly.
CGUAAUUAUUAAAGUUGUUGACCGUAUGUGCGUUUGUGCGCUUGCCAAGAAUGCAAAACAGAAAGCUUCAGGUUCAAGAGCUGGCGGCUUAGUAUAACGAAAUUUACUUAGCAGUUAAAGGACGGCAUCGCCUUGGCGCUGCGUCCGGGCAAGGGGCUAUGGAAGCGGAGACUCCCAACAGCAGUAGUGGAAGGUGUCAUAUGAUGCGUUUUGGGGCGCACAGGCAGAAGGGGUGACAACACGGACGCAUGAGACCAACCUGAGCACUGUCUCGACCGUUGGAGGAACACUCCACCGUCCAUGGCGCACGAAAUUCCACUUCAUUUCCGUGCCGCGUUAAACCCACGGGAGUUGCCGGCUGUUCGAGUGCAGCGCUUGUGGGCCCUGCAUGCGGAACUCUCCACCGCCGUCGGGCUGGCCCAAGCCGCCGCCUGGCUGCCCCCCGCCUGGCCGCACCUCCUGCAGCUGCUGGCUGACCCCGCACCCGAGGUGCGCGCAGCCGCCGUGCCGCUGCUAGGCCACCUGGGCGCAAUGCUGGCCGGCGGGCGGGAGCCGCGGCUAGCCGGCCGCCUGCCGCCCUCCGCGCUGCUGGACUGGACGCUGGCGCUGCUGUCGCCCGCUGGAGCGGCGGCCAACACGCCGGCCGCGCAGCGCUUGACACCGGAGAUCAAGG